This is a messenger RNA of Penicillium salamii, 1701 nucleotides long. The record is from the annotation of a GenBank genome assembly. NCBI's taxonomy places the organism in Eukaryota, Fungi, Ascomycota, Eurotiomycetes, Eurotiales, Aspergillaceae.
AUGCAGGGAUCUUCAGAAAGUCAGCCACAAGUGCCCGGUAGACGAAAGGUUAAAACAGGCUGCAAAACUUGCAAAGCUCGCCGCGUCAAGUGCGAUGAAAGUCGCCCCGCUUGCCGUCGAUGCGUCUCCACAGGACGAGUGUGCAAUGGCUACGGGAUUUGGGGUGGUGGUGACAGUCAGAGCCAGAUCCAAUGCAGCCAGUCCUUGUCGAUCCACCGCGCACCCGUCCCUCAGGGCGGCCUGACCUCAGACGAGGAGAUCUCAUUUGAUUGGUUCAGGGAGAAAACGACCAAGCAGUUUGCUGGUGUCUUCACUUCAGAUUUCUGGGAGACUCUUGUGUUCCAAGCGAGUGUUCAGGAGCCUGCAGUACGACAUGCUGUUGUUGCACUAUCGGCCGCACAUAGAUCCGACGAUAGUCGUGACCCGAGAGCCCUUGCUGCCCCACGUGGAUUCAACGCCGAGCAUUUCAUGCUGCAACAUUAUAAUAAGGCCAUCCAUCACCUGAGAUCCAGCCCAGUAAACGACACCACACCUGACAUCCGCGUGAUUCUGAUCACCUGCAUGAUCUUCGUGACGUUGGAGUAUCUGCGCGGUCAAUAUGCAUCAGGGAACUCCCAUCUUCGAUAUGGAAUUCAGCUUUUAUCGGAACUUUCCGCGAAACGGUCAAAAAGCAGCACAUCAUCCGAAAAUCCCUCGAGGUGCAUGACACAAGCAACAGACUUUGCACACAACGCUUUGAUUGACUCAUAUGCCCAACUCACCAUUCAAUCGGCCAUGUUUGGCAUCUUUCCCUCCCACAUGUGUAUAACGACACACGAUUCCCAGACUUACGCGCCCCCAUAUAAUUUCAAGUCGAUCAUCGAUGCACGAAAAUCACUUGACGACCUGUUGCAUAAAGUGAAAUGCCUUAAGGAAGACUACCAUGAAGCAUUAGAAACAGGAAACACGAUUGAUCAUAGCAAAGCGUCAGCAACCCAAGAUUCAAUCCAGAAAGAUCUCCUCGCCUGGCGCCAGGCUUACGACUUUAUCCUCCCCUCCUUGCAGUCUACCAUGGAUCCUCGUGACCGGGCUGGCGCGAUAAUCGUCCGAUUAUACCACGAAAUGGUAACAGUGAUGGCGGCCGUGAGUCUAUCAGAAAGCGAGAUGGAUUUCGACACAUAUACGGACAGGUUCUCCGCAAUAAUCGCAGGUGUCCACGAGCUCUCUCAGAUCUGGUCUGUUUCAGCUACCGAAAGUUGGAAUCCCGGGCCAGGCGUGGGGAAUGCGGACCCUCGCGACCGCGGCUUCACGAUCGAAUCAGGCUAUAUCCCACCUGUAUAUUACACAGCGAUGAAGUGUCGGAUCCCACAUAUUCGGCGCCAAGCAAUUCAAGCUCUGCGACUCACACCGCGCAGAGAGGGCCUGUGGAAUGGCCCCCUGUUGGCGGAUGUGCUUGAGGAAGUCACCGGCAUCGAACAAGGGCAAACCCAUGUCGAUCAUCCGAAUACUGAGCUUCGGUGCCAAGUCAGUGAGAGCGCAGGGAAUCGAUUAUGCGUGCCCCAUGUGGAUCAAAUGUCCCGAAUUUCGGAUGUCAAGGUCCUCCUCCCUGACGCGAUGGACGAAAGAACAGGAGAUACAUUCAUCAGCUAUAAAAAGAUCACCUUGGACGGGGGCUGGGCAACAUUCGAGCAAAAGAUUGGAUUCAGCGCUGCAACUGGUUGA